AUGGAAUCUGGCCGCAUCGCCGCCCUUGCCAGGCGUGGCGAGGGCCUUGUCCACGAGUAUGUGGUGGCCGCGCAGAAGCUUGUUGAAGUCUUCGAGAACGCCGCCCUGCACGCCCCCGAUGCACCUCCACCUGCUGCUGCUCUGGAAGAUGUCAAGGCUAUUGUGGUGCGGGUCCAGUCCCAGCUGGAGGAGACAUGCAGCCAGCUGACGGCGGCGAUGGAGGCUACUCCAACGCCAGCAAGGGCUGGUGAUGGUCAUGGUGCUGUGCAGAUGGUGGGAUUGAUGCCGGGGGGUACUGGGAGUGGACAAGCUACGCCUGGGGCCGGCCAGGCGGGCAAGGACGGUCUCGCCAAUCAGGCUGCUCACACGGCAGAGCUGGAGAAGCAGCAGGUUCGCGCGCUGGCUGUUAUCGAUCGCCUGCGCGACAUGCAGCUGCAUCUGGCGAGUCUGGCCAAGCCGUGACAAGCAUAGGCGCGAUGGAUCAUGAAUGGGCUUUGUGUCUUGGGGGCUACACUCGAGCUACUGGGCAGGCGCGCUGGCACUGGGCAAGCCCCCACCUCGCCAUCGCGGAGAAGCGUGAGCGUGUUGCCGGUCUCGAUGACUGUCUGUAGCGCCUCGUUGAGCUCGACACGUUCCUGGUCCGACGAAGUGACGCAAAGCUUGGCGUGGACGAGCAUAACGAGCGGCGGGAUGACAAAUACGGCGGCGGCGAGGGCGGCGACUGGGACCAGCGACGAGGUGUCAUCGAUGAGGUAUGCCGAGCCGGCGGCGAGGUUAACCCCAACGGUCGACGCAGCGAGACCGAGCUGGGCAGAGUUGACCCGCCGGCUGACGUACGACGGCCGCCAGGCGAUGGCGGUGACGUAGACUAGCGACAAGGCAAUGUAGACAACAAGCAGGACCGCGAUCUCGUCAAAGAUGAUGACCGAGACUGAGACUAGUGUAAGCUUGAGCGCGUGGAGCAAGAUGUCUGUCAGGCGGGUGUUGACCCGCUUGGUCAUCCGGUGCAGCCGGAACCGCUUAAGAAGGAGCACGUCGGCACCCCAGUUGAGCGAGAAGGCCGUGGACACGGCCUCGGGUUGAAAGUCGAGUCGGACAAGCCGAAAGGUGAGCGGGAUGUACAGAGCAAGCAUCCCCGUCGCGCCAAGUAGCAUGUACGUGUGCGAGCCUGUAAAGCAGGCUUGGCUGGGCGCCGCCGCCACCUCGCCAUCGGUGCACCGAAAGUUGGCAACGAGCACCCGCAGCAGUGGGACAAACAGAAUGUCAGCGCAGAGCCAGGUGAGCACCGCCCCGAUCUUGUGAAGCCGGAACCGUCGGAAGCAGAACGCGAGCGUAAAGAGCAAGAGCCCGCUC
This is a messenger RNA of Thecamonas trahens ATCC 50062, 1353 nucleotides long. RefSeq lists its product as uncharacterized. The transcript is spliced from 2 exons. Lineage: Eukaryota; Apusomonadida; Apusomonadidae. The coding region runs from base 1 to 462 and encodes 153 amino acids. The record is from RefSeq and is a predicted model, not a curated record.